GCGUUAGCAACCUUGGGCCAGCCAAUUGUCAAAAGGCUGAGACUGGGGUGUACUUAGCUCAAAUGUACUGGGCCCACCCGCCCGUUCCAACUGGGUCCAAACACCUAUGUGUGUGCCAAGGAGCGUCACGAUGCUGGCCGAGUGGCAGAAAGUUGCCAUAAACGAAGACGGAUUUCCAUGAAAUUAAACGCUCCAUAGUUCUUCGAAUACAAAUGACGACACCGCUUUGAAACGUAAAUAUUUUGAUACUCUCAAGUAUUUGUCGGUCAAAGUGAUCACCCGUUCGUGUUUGUGACAUUUCCAAAUAUAACCUUCCGUCUCCGUCUCGUCGUUGAGGACAAAUUGUAGGCGCCAAGUGUUGGAAACAGAAUCCUACAAUAGGGGCCACUAACAAUCAAGUUCGAACCAGAUUGGAGUCCAACAAAGACAAAAAGAAGAAAUAUUCCUACUGAAUUGAAGCCAUGGCCGACAUUCAAACCCUGGCAUUUUCUCUAGAUACACCCGAGUCCGCUUUCCAACCAGUCUGUGGAGGACGGCGCUUCAAGCGAGCCUUCAGCAAGGCUGAUUUUCCGUUGCUCGGGGACGAAGAUUCCAAGGGAACCCCUAAAGAGCACAUUUGCCUCACCGGACGCAGUCGUCAAUUGAUCCCCAAGAAUCUUUCUGUUUCGGUCCAAACCGUGCGAUCUUGGUACAUGGAUCCGAAAACCGGUCGAUGGCAUUGGCCGGUGAACGGAGCGGAUGAAGUCUAUCCAGGCUUGUUCUUGGGUGAUGAAUCCACAGCCAUGUGUAUUCAUAUCCUCAAAGACUUGGGCAUUGGCGCUGUUCUCAACACUGCUCAAGGCAACAUGACCGAUUGGAGCUAUGUGAACACCAAGGCCUCUUACUACCAAAACACAGGAAUACAAUUUCUCGGCAUUCCCGCCAUUGAUCUCAAGCACUACCCUAUCAAUACUCAUUUCAAAGAAACUUGCGAUUUCAUCGAGUCAGUUCUCAAGAAAAAAGGACGGGUUCUCGUGCAUUGUGUCCAAGGAAUAAGUCGAUCUGCAACAGUUGUGUUGGCAUUUUUAAUAAUGAGGAAAAAGUUGAGCUUAAAAGAAGCAAUUGAUGUCGUUCGUUCAAAGCGAUUCAUUGGCCCUAAUGAGGGAUUCACCGAACAGCUCAUUGAGUUGAAUGAUCAAGUUCAUGGAGGUGCUAAAGGAUCGCCGAAAGCGUGACAAAAAGGCCAAUUGUAAAGAUGUGUAUUUGCUAUUGUCCAGUGUCCAUCUUAAAGAGCAUACAAAAUUUAAACAGU
Tigriopus californicus is the source of this 1291-nucleotide messenger RNA. Its product is annotated as dual specificity protein phosphatase 3-like. Gene Ontology annotation, biological process: negative regulation of MAPK cascade; protein dephosphorylation. Bases 462 to 1214 code for a protein of 250 amino acids. Gene Ontology annotation, cellular component: cytoplasm. The record is from RefSeq and is a predicted model, not a curated record. Gene Ontology annotation, molecular function: MAP kinase phosphatase activity; protein tyrosine/serine/threonine phosphatase activity. NCBI's taxonomy places the organism in Eukaryota, Metazoa, Arthropoda, Copepoda, Harpacticoida, Harpacticidae. The transcript is spliced from 6 exons.